AUGAAGGUACAUCUCUUCGGGGAAGCGUGGAGCCCAUCAUGUGCUGGAUAUGCACUACGACGAACAUUCCAAGACCACGGGCAAAGGCUCCAUGAAGAAAUUGAGAAAGCAUGUCGCAACUUCUAUGUCGAUGAUCUGCUUCUUUCACUAGCAUCACCAGGGAAGGAGGCGGCAGUCACUCACCAACUGAGGCAGCUGAUGAAGAAAGGCAGGUUCACACUCACAAAAUGGAUCUGCAACCACAAAGGAGUCCUCAGAGCAGUCCAACAAACGGAAAGUGCCACGGAAGUAAAAGGAGUACUUUUUAAGGAAGACAGGCCCCCAGCUGAGCGAGCAUUGGGAAUCAUGUGGGAUCUAGAGAAUGAUGAGCUUGCAGUCCGAAUCCAGAGCCAGACGAAGCUGCAGAAGAACCGAGGUCAACUGAGUAUGGCCAGCUCCAUAUACGAUCCAUUAGAAAUCAUCGCCCCGAGCACCAUACGAGCCAAAAUCAUAUUCCAGGACUAG
This is a messenger RNA of Homarus americanus (American lobster), 504 nucleotides long. RefSeq lists its product as uncharacterized. The coding region runs from base 1 to 504 and encodes 167 amino acids. The record is from RefSeq and is a predicted model, not a curated record. The transcript has a single exon. Lineage: Eukaryota; Metazoa; Arthropoda; Malacostraca; Decapoda; Nephropidae.